Messenger RNA from Galeopterus variegatus (Sunda flying lemur), 540 nucleotides. RefSeq names its product transmembrane protein 26-like. The annotation marks the transcript as partial. The transcript is spliced from 2 exons. The record is from RefSeq and is a predicted model, not a curated record. NCBI's taxonomy places the organism in Eukaryota, Metazoa, Chordata, Mammalia, Dermoptera, Cynocephalidae.
GAAGAAUCCUUCACUAGUCUAUGCCAUCCUUGCUUUAUGGACUUGGAGCAUGGUGCAGUUUCCACUUGACCUGGCAGUACAGCAUGUCAUGUGCCCCUUGUCUGAGACCUCUAGGGGAUUCCCGGGCCUGUUCUUUUGCCAGUACAGAGCUGAUCUGUGGAACAUCGGAAUUAGUGUCUUCAUACAAGAUGGUCCCUUCCUCGUCGUGCGUCUCAUACUGAUGAUCUAUUUCAAGGUGAUAAAUCAGAUGCUGGUGUUCUUUGCCGUCAAGAAUUUCCUCGUGGUGGUGUUGCAACUCUACCGCUUGGUGGUGCUGGCACUGGGAGUCCGCACUUCCUUGCGAAGUCGGUUGCAAGGCCCAAAAAGAGAGCACAACUUUCCGGGUCAAUCCUCUGAGAUGGGGCGCUCCCCUGGGGUCUGGGACAGCGACCCUCAGGAGGGCCUGGACGUUCCUUUGAGAGCCUCACCAAUCACCUCCCACUCCAUACCAUAGUUAUUUAUCCACAGAAGCUAGAACAUUUGACCUCUGGUUCUUCUGAC